ACAUAAACAACCCUAGAGAGCGACGAGCGUGUGUGCGCCUAGGCGUAACAUAAAACGCCCCAAUUUUUCACCAGCUUUCCCUCCAUGGUUUUCUGUUUCCCUCCACUCGCCCCCCUCUUCCCUCCUCCAUUUUGAGAUCUAAAAUCCAAAUCGCUCCCCCUUUUUCUUCUCCUCCCUCACUCGCACACCACCACCUCAUCCUCCACCACCAUUUCCUCGACUCGCUCUGCUUCUCCCGCCCCUUAACCCCUACUGCUGCUGCCGCCCAGUGGUAGCCGGCGCCGGCGGGAACAGCUAGCUGGAUUGCUAGAUCUGCUCGCCGCGGAUCGAGCGGCGCGUCGUGUGGAGGCGGGGGGGGGGGGUGUCUGCCCCGGCGGUGUGGGGGUGUGGUGUGGUGUGCGGGAGCCGUGGAGCCGUGGAGCGGGGAGGUGGGGAGGCGUGGGAGGAGGAGGAGGGGAGUGCUGGUUCCGUGGUGUUAGAUCCGCCGAUCCUGGCGCCGGAGAUGGAUUCCUCGGUCGAGAAGGGGAGUGAGUCGAUAGAUCCGGGCGAGCGCACGGCCUCCGGCGAGCCCAAGGCGUGCACCGACUGCCACACCACCAAGACCCCGCUCUGGCGCGGCGGGCCUUCCGGCCCCAAGUCGCUGUGCAACGCCUGCGGGAUCCGGUACCGGAAGAAGAGGCGGGAGGCGCUGGGGCUGGACGCCGGCGAGGGCGCCGCGGAGCGGCAGGAGAAGAAGAAGUCCAAGAGGGAGAGGGGGGAGGGGGUGACCGUGGACCUCCGCAUGGGCGGGUUCGGCAAGGAGGUGGUGCUGAAGCAGCGGCGGCGGAUGCGGCGGAGGAGACGCCUCGGGGAGGAGGAGAAAGCGGCCAUCCUCCUCAUGGCCCUCUCCUCCGGCGUCAUCUACGCCUGAGCCACCACCUACCUACCCGUAGCAACAGCAAGAGAGAGAAAGAGAGCAAGAAGCCGAGGAGGAAAGGCAGCUUUGACAUGGGAGCCAUGGAAGAGUGAUUUGCCUAACAUGCACAUGAUCUCAACCGGAGAGACUGAGAUCUCUACCCUUUUUUCCCCUGCUUAGUUUUUCCCCAGCUAAUUAGUUCGAUCAAAGUGGAAGCCAGGUUAAUAAUGAUGAUGAUGUAGUAGCUGUUCUUCUUUCUUCCUUCUUCUUCCUGUCCCUGUUACUUGUUCUUGCCUAGAUGUAAUGUUACUAGUAGUGUUUUAGUAGAGCGUGUAACGUUGCAAUGUAAGAAGAGCUUAUGAUCCAUCUUGUUCCUCUUGUUCUUUUGCAAGAGAGUAAGUAGAUCCUGGAUCUGCACCAAGUAAUGCAGUUUUUCAGCUG
This is a messenger RNA of Oryza brachyantha (malo sina), 1336 nucleotides long. Its product is annotated as GATA transcription factor 15. Gene Ontology annotation, biological process: regulation of DNA-templated transcription. NCBI's taxonomy places the organism in Eukaryota, Viridiplantae, Streptophyta, Magnoliopsida, Poales, Poaceae. Gene Ontology annotation, molecular function: zinc ion binding; sequence-specific DNA binding. The transcript has 3 exons. Bases 503 to 910 code for a protein of 135 amino acids. The record is from RefSeq and is a predicted model, not a curated record.